AUGCCUUCCAAUGUUUCUUCACAUGCAUCUAUCACCUUCCUACCAGUUGAUCCAGUUUUCUUAACUUGGGAAGGUUUAUCAGUAACUGUAAAAAAGACGAAACGUUUAUUACUCGAAGAUGUUACUGGAAUUGCACAACCUGGACAACUGAUCGCCCUGAUGGGUGCAAG
Molecule: messenger RNA, 170 nt
Organism: Cercopithifilaria johnstoni
Lineage: Eukaryota; Metazoa; Nematoda; Chromadorea; Rhabditida; Onchocercidae
Source: the annotation of a GenBank genome assembly